Molecule: messenger RNA, 898 nt
Organism: Symbiodinium pilosum
Lineage: Eukaryota; Dinophyceae; Suessiales; Symbiodiniaceae
Source: the annotation of a GenBank genome assembly
GCUAUGCAUUCGCCUGAUCGGCAACACUGAGCUGGUCCCAACGCUGCUGCUCCUCACCCAGCAUUUGUCCAGACUGCCCGCCCAGCAUUUCGCCGCUCAUGCGGAGAGGAUAGCCUGUGGCACCUUGGUACUCGUCCAGGAGGCAAAUCUCCCUCACAGUGGUCUCUGCAACAUCUUUGCUCUGCUCAGGCGGAUCUCCGAGUUCCCGGCAGGCGUCGGCGCGUGCAGCGCCAGCAUUGAGUGCCUCAACUUCUGGCUAAGCGAUGACCAGGAGCUGUCGCGGCUGCUGUCCCUGCAGCAGUUUCCUGAGCUGCUGCGUACGCUGAAGGCGUUCGCCUCGCAGAACUCGACCCCAGCAUCCGCCACGGCGCUGAGCCACCUCUCGACUUUGGUUCCUCAGCUGGCCCGGGGUGCGCGGUCGCUUCCGGUUGAGGCACAGUCCCAGUGGCGCUCGCUUUGGGUACCCACACUUCAAGCACUGGCAGAUAUCGCCCGAGAUGGCUCGCAGAAGUGCUCCGCGCAGGCAUUUGUGUACCUCCAGCGAUUACUACUGGAGUGUGGUACCGAGCUGUCCCUACCCUGGGAGCAGCUGGAGUUUAGCGCCUGGAAGGAAACCCUGGAGCAGGUUUUAGUGCCGCUGCUGCAGUCGCAUCCUGCAGAAGGCACCGCCAACACUGCGCUGGCAAGCUCGCAGGAAGUGGCCACGCUGCGCCAAGCGAACGCUGCGCAACUGGUCUGCCGGGUCCUCCUCACGCACAUGCCCAGUUGGUUGAGAUCUUCUCCCGACGGCUUCCCGGUGCUUUUCCUUCGUAUCCUGCACGUCCUGGUCAGUGAGGCAACAGCAGACAAACUUCCCUUGGUGGAGUCCUUGAAGAACCUGCUGCUGGUGAUCUCCGCA